Hymenoscyphus albidus is the source of this 2435-nucleotide messenger RNA. The record is from the annotation of a GenBank genome assembly. NCBI's taxonomy places the organism in Eukaryota, Fungi, Ascomycota, Leotiomycetes, Helotiales, Helotiaceae.
AGAGUAUGUGCGGGUGCGGAAGUGCUUGUUGGUUUUGUAAACGGACUCGUUGCCAUAGUAGAUUUCAGGGGUGGUGUAAGGAUCGAUAUCGUGCGACUGGCGUGCCCGUAAUGGCGAGCUCAUGCUUGGUUUGCUAUUUGAUUCGAGAUGGCGAACUGAUUGUUUGACUGUACGUGGUGGUUUCAAUGACGCGUGGUCUCAAUGUCAGAAUUGGAAAGUUAUGGACGAGGACGGGUUGGUUGGUUGAUGGACCGAGACUGGCGGUGGAGGAAUUGGUGAAGAACAAUCCAAAUUAGAUCCGAGGUUGGAUUGUCGAGGUAUAUAAUUGCAGUGGCAGUGGCUGGAUGAAGUGGCUGAUGUACUUCAAGAAAUUGGAAACCACACCUGCAAAAUUCUCAGUUCUGUCGAGUCUGCAAAGUGAAAGUGCUAGGUUGUCAGGAAAUCUGAGGAUGAUGUAGUGGGUGGAUCGUCGAGUUAAUCGAUAAGGGUCCCCCUGCGCCUGCCUCCUAGACUGCUGAGAGUGGGUAGGAGGGUAGGUACCUAGUGGUGGGGCAAACAGGACAGGCACCGAACUACCUGCCUAGGUACUCAACUAUUCGAGUACUUGAAUACCAGAUAGCUAGGUAGGUGGGUAACAACUUCACGAUAUUUCAGUUCUCUCGGAAACAAAGAGGGCAGCGAGCAGCAUCAGAUUCGGCAUCCAGAGAACUCGGUAUCGUGAACAUGUGCUGCGCAGGUGGUGCGGGCACUGCAUCACCUCUCGAUGCUGUGAGUCGGCAUCGCAGACUCUGAUUCGACCGUCCGCUACCGCUCUGCUGAGUCCCAAACCGCUUCCACCGACUCGCAUCAUGGUUGAAGUGCUGAAUCAGUUGGGUGACUUGGGUCGCCGUCAGAUGAAGAAUGGCAGCGAAUGAGAAUGAUGGACACCCGCAGCCUCAACCUCAAAGAAAGGGAAAGCGAAAGCGAAAGGGAAAGGGUCCGCUUUGGCGUGAAGUAAGGGAGUGAGGAAGCAAGGGCUCCCUCCAUUCGUUCAUUCUGAAAAGUCGCCUAUAAUAAGAAGCGCAUCCGCCUCCAUCUCGAUUUCGUCUCUCAACUGCACCUGUUAUCGUUCAUUAUUGGCCUAUCCAUCAGUCCCGAGGUCACAGUCACACGACCUCACUGCUCUUUCUUUCAACUCGCGCUGGACGAAACAACAACUCGGUCAUUGUCGAUCGCCAACAAUAUUUCGCAGGUUUCCUUCGCUCACCGAUGUUCAAUGCGUUGGUAAAUGGUAGUUAUAGGGAGAUAUGUCGACUAUCAAGGCUUCAUCUGAGAUAUAUGAUAUCUCGUCGAUCAUAUUGGACACAUCGGAUAAUCCCUCGUGGGAGGGGUCGAUGAGGGGUCGAACCGCCCUUAGUACUCUCCAUGCCAGGGACGGUGUCGGAAUUCGGACGAGAUUCCAAGAGGUUACUGAACGACUGGUAGAGGGGUUGGAAGUUUGGUCAACAUCUUUCCAUUCGUCAAUUGAUAUCUCGCCAGUUGUUCCACCACAUCUCCACCUUCUCGUCUCCCUUCAUCCGCUGGCCUAUUGGCCAUACACAAACUCCCAUACGUCCGGCUCGAAACCGUAUCUUUGGAGAAAUUGAGGUAUCUUGUUACGCAGCAAAGUCCUUCGGUUUCAUGAAAGAACCCAGCUCCACUAACAAUAAUAGUUGUUGCUUUUUCCGAUCAACCAAAAUUGUGUGCCGCGUCAAAAUCAGAGAUCGAGAUGCAAAUCUACUGUUAUUCUUUCCAUGCGAUCAGCCAUUUUUCCACACAACCUAUGGCCAGCUCCUUGCCGAGUUCCAAGUAAGACAUGAAGGAAGUUUUCAUGUCUAGAUUUCAAGAUUCCCCCCCAUGGGGCCAUGGCAUACAACACGCGCUGUCUUGCUACUUUUGUUCAUUGAUUUCAUUCGACUUCAAAAUCUCAUUACCACACUCAAGAAAUAAGUCUUAAAACCCCACAAAAACAUCCUUCUUCUUUUUCUCCAGUUCCUUAAUUGUACUAGUCCAACUAUCAUCAAUCUCUUUAUGUAAAAAGUGAACUCUCAGCAGGUAUUCAGACCCCUAAAUGUUUCAUUUUGCCAAGUUUUGGUCUACUUUGAAUCUGACUGGGAAGGCAUUUGGGCCUUGGCAUUUACAACUCUCUUCUGGCGAUCGAACAACAUAUUGUUAUCAACCUAAUGUUUCCCCUUGAAAAAGAAACCUAUGGUGUUUUGUUCGCACACGUUCUACUUGUUUACAUUCGAUUGUUUCCAGAUUGUUUCUCAUGGAAUGUCGCAAAUGGGCUUGAUAAGGAGGAAUACACGCAUUCGGAUAAUGGCGACACGCUCACAGCAAUCACGUUAUCCAUUCUGACAUCCACCACACUCUUUAUCGAAAUGCGAGUUGAUGACGAAGCUCCUCGCAAUUUUCCU